AUGGCUCAAGGCAAUCGCGUGAGAAGACUUUAUUCUGAUCUUGAACGAGCCACUAUUGUGAAUCCCCAAACCCUGUUAGAUUAUCUCCUUGCAUGCUAUCCAGUUUUCCUCAUGCUGUCAUUCGCCGUGGUCUAUAUAAUCCAAGUGUUCGUCAAGAGCAAGACCGAACAAAAAGACCCGCAGAACAAAGAUAGCCAGGUUUCCAGGCAGAUCCGGAACCCGAUGGCUUUCAGACAGAUUCAGCCUUUCUCCCGCAGCGUCAAACAAUGCUUCAACUGGCUCUCAGCUGGUGUGCUUGUGACGUUCCUUGCAAAUGCGACGAUAUAUACUACCCAUGUGUUAAUGGCGCGCUCCGAGUGUUGGUGGCGCGGGCAGUCUGCAGUGAUUUAUAUCGUCGGCUCUAUUUUUGCCUACACAGUUAUCCUUGUCAGCAUACUCGAUACCACCCCGUCCCCGACGGCCGCUCAACGUACAUGUUGGUCCUUCGCCAUUCCUACCGAGCUCAUCAUUCUUACAACCUCCCUCUCAAUUUACAACUCAGAACAUUAUGAGCCAGUAGUCGGAGACCCCAACGGAGGCGCGAUGCACCAAAGGAUCACCUUCUGGGAGUGCAUGGAAGCGAUCCCCAACGGUGUCCGUAUAUUGAUUCUGGUCUCUCUUUUUCUACUCUACUCUGCCAAGUCCGGUGCUCUCAUAGGCCAUGACGGAGAUUCGGAGGAAGACCAAGGUUGUGUGACUGAGACAACCAGGCUGCUGAACCCUCCGCGCACAGAGAUUUCUGUUGUUAAUGGUCACGUCUCUGGUUCAACAAGUGGAAUUGCAAGACCCGCGGAGCCCAAACCACGGAGUUCCUGGGCACGACCAGAAGCAUUACCAUCUAGGAGCUAUGUGGAGUAUCUUAGUGGCUUCUCGCGUUUUUUUUCCCUACAUGUGGCCCUCCGAGUUCCCCCGCCUACAGGCUGUGGCAGUGAUUUGUUUCCUGCUUGUGAUUCUCCAGCGAGUUCUCAAUGUGUGGAUACCCAUUCAGAUUGGGACAAUUACUAG
This is a messenger RNA of Penicillium soppii, 1044 nucleotides long. RefSeq lists its product as uncharacterized. The record is from RefSeq and is a predicted model, not a curated record. NCBI's taxonomy places the organism in Eukaryota, Fungi, Ascomycota, Eurotiomycetes, Eurotiales, Aspergillaceae. The transcript is spliced from 2 exons. The coding region runs from base 1 to 1044 and encodes 347 amino acids.